Branchiostoma belcheri (Belcher's lancelet) is the source of this 2364-nucleotide messenger RNA. RefSeq names its product A-kinase anchor protein 17A-like. The record is from RefSeq and is a predicted model, not a curated record. The transcript has 6 exons. Lineage: Eukaryota; Metazoa; Chordata; Leptocardii; Amphioxiformes; Branchiostomatidae. The coding region runs from base 247 to 1698 and encodes 483 amino acids.
ACCGUUUCUCGUACCCGGAGCGCUGCGGCACGGUGUCCUGGGUUCGAGAUGAGGUAUUUACCAACAUGGCCGCCUACUCAUCAAUGGAGCAGACCUGAACGCGUUUCUGACUGAUUCCACGUAGGAUUUUCCCCUAUUCCUCCAGAUAUGAUCACCGGAAAACGUUAAAUUUAUUAUAGGGAAUCGUCCACGCUAUUCAGGACACUGAGAAGGACAGUCUACUCUAAGUUGUGACAUCGUGACAACAUGGCUGCCUCUACGCCGUGUUCGGACACCACGGAGGCGGUGGAACUGUACCCCCAGCAGGGCCUGUGGCUGAAGCCCAUCGCUCGUCUGAACGUGAGCGUGUCGCUGCCGCAGCUCAAGACCCCCGGCAAGUCCAUCUCCAACUGGGAGGUGAUGGAACGCAUCAAGGCCAUGGUCAAACCUGAUACCUUCUCCCUGCUCAAGGUCGUCAAGAGCACGCUGGAGUUCAUCAGGUUUGAAGGAGAAGUGGAGGCCAAGUCCCUGCUGAAGACCAUGGUGGCCAGGCUGGACAGUAAAACCAUCAAGCUCAGCGGCUUUACCGAGAUGCUGAAGGUCCGGGCAGCGGAGGCCAAGGUGGUCUUCCCCACGCGCCACGAGUGGGACUCCCACUUCCGGGAUGCAAAGUUCCUGAACGAGACAGUUCCGGGAGAGAGACCCGACACCGUGCACUUCGAGGGUCUGCCCUGCAAGUGGUUCACGGCGUCCAAGGACAGCGACAAAGCCAGUGAACACGUCCUGAAGAAAGUUUAUGGGACGUUCGGGGAAGUCCGUCGUGUGGACAUCCCGAUGUUAGACCCGUACAGACAGGAGAACAGGACUGGGAACUUCAACACCUUUUCUUCCUUCUCCUCGUUAGGGACUAGCCUGACGUUCGAGGCGUAUGUACAGUUUAAGGAGUACAUCGGCUUUGUGAACUGUAUGGAGCACCUGAAGGGGAUGAAACUCAUGUACAAAGGUGACGACAACAAGGCCGCUACAGCUAACAUCAAGGUGGAUUUUGACAAAACCGGUCACCUGAGCGACAAGGCCAUCCGGAAGCGCCGACUGGAGCGGGCGAAACUUCAGGAGCUGGAACACCAGCGGGAGGAGCAGAAACGCAAGGAGAGGGAGGAGGAGGAACGCAAGAAGGAGGAGGAAAGGAAGAAAAAGGAAGAAGAGGAGAAGGAGAGAGAAAGAAAAAGAGAAGAAAAGCUGAGAAGACGAGAGGAGCGCAUGAAGUACCGAGAGGAGAAACGGCGGGAGAAGAAGCUGGAGAAGAAACGUCAGGAGGAGCAGCGGCAGCUCCAGGAGAAGAUUGCCCUGGAGGAGAGGAGGAUCCUCAUCGCACAGAGGAAACUGGAGUCAAUCAGACUGCUGACUGAACUCUUCAAGAGAGCAAAGGUGGUGAAACAGCAGCAGGAGGUUGAGAGACUGGAACAGGAGCUUGAACAGGAACGUCUCAGGCAGCUCGCCAUCGAGAGGAGGAAAAAGGAAGAGGAAGAACUGAAAAGGAAGAAAGAAGAGGAACGAAAGCAGAAAGAACUGCAAAAGAAGGAGGAAGAGUUGAGAGAAAAACUGGUGAAAGGGCUGAAGAAGAGGAAAUACAAAGAGGAAGAACAGCACAGAGAAGAGUUGAGACAGAAGAUAUCUGGACAGAAAUUAAAGUCGGCAGUCGUCAUGCCGCACACUUAACAACCUGGCACAGGUGCUGUCUGCUAGCCUCUUCCAGGCUUUAGAAGUGUCAGGAAAGAGGAAUUGGCCAAAUAGAUGCCAGGGAAGUUGCCAGCUACUUCUAAAGCCUGGUAGAGGCCAUGCCAGCUGUCUGCAAAACAUCCUACCUCUUAGGAUACUCUGCGUUCUGUCUACAUGUUGGUAGCAAUCUGCCUGAAACACCAUCUAGGCAAAACUAGGAUUGACAUGCACCCGGGUAUUAAGAAAGCCAGUCUUGUUUUUAUUUUCCCCAGACAAUUCUAUUCAAUAAUGAUUUUGUGGGCAUAUUUUUAGUCAGUGAAUUGUAAAAAGCUGUACAACAAAAUACAUUUUUUUUGUGAAAAUUUUUGUUGCAUUGUUGAUGUAGUAGGAUUUGUGUAGUCAUAGUUAGUGUAGGUACCUUUAUGUCCAAAGAAAACCUGCAUGUACAUGUAUAUGUACGACGCUUGUCAACCGCAUAUGGCUAUUAGGCAGCUGAAAUAUUAAGAAAUGUUCACAUAGUUUGAGUAGUCAUGUUUAGUUUGCGUUAGACUUUUUCUACAUUACAAACUACUUAACAAAUACGUUGUUCUAUCAUGAAGACAUUAUACACUAUCAUGUAAUUGAAAUGACAAACGUUCCACUCAAUAAAUCUCAUACAGCUUUUUG